AUGGCAGAUGGCAGAAAUGUCAAGGACAAAGGUCCGAUCAAGUACAAAGGAAUGACUCACCAUAGUCGGCAGGCAGGUCCUGAGUUUGAACAGGAUCUGCCGUUGCUCCGACUCUUUAUCGAAGAUGUGGAGCCUGGGACCGCUCUUCAGGGAGCACAACCGACACAGGUCGGUGAACGCCGUGAAGUUGAGGUCCUCGGGCUCGGUCAUGGCGAAGCACCUGAUGAGGAGGUCAAGGAGGCAAGAGUUGUCCAUGUAUACGGCGGUGGUUCUCGGGUGGCGGGAGACAGGGUCAACGCCGCGGCAUGUCGCGGGUGCAGGCACGGGGAGGCGUCGCGCCGCCGCUGCGUCCGGGGGGCACUGGGGCCGGCGGCGCGCGCCACCCGACGCCCCUCGACUCCCCCCAGCCCCCGCGCACGCAGCCCCCGCUGUCCCAGCCCUCCCCGCCCGAGGGGUGGCUCACGGAAAACGCUAGUUUUCCCACUUAACGGUGUCUGA
Arctia plantaginis is the source of this 498-nucleotide messenger RNA. The record is from the annotation of a GenBank genome assembly. NCBI's taxonomy places the organism in Eukaryota, Metazoa, Arthropoda, Insecta, Lepidoptera, Erebidae.